AUGGCACGGGUCUUCUUCGGCCUCAAGUCCAGGGGCAAGAACUUCUUCUUGCUAUAUGCCUCCCUAAGCGCAGCUUUCUGCUUUUGCGAGAUAACAGUAAGCACACGGGCGAUAGAGAGCCUGACCACCUUACUGAUCAACGACCAAAGAAAAAUCGGAUUAGUGGCAACAAGAGGAAAAAAAUGAAGCAGCACCGCAUAAAAUGAUAGCACAAGGCACGGGGAUUAUUACAUCUUAGACAACUUGUUGGGGGCGCCUCCAGUAACCUUGGCAACGCGAAGAAGAGAGAGCUCCGUCUUCAGCUCCUUGAGCUGAUUGAGCAGGUCGCUCUUUGA
Molecule: messenger RNA, 335 nt
Organism: Spirodela intermedia
Lineage: Eukaryota; Viridiplantae; Streptophyta; Magnoliopsida; Alismatales; Araceae
Source: the annotation of a GenBank genome assembly